CGAAUACAUGCAGUUCAUAUCUGCGGUAGAGUUUUACAUUUAAUUUGAAGUCUGAACAUCAAAGGUUCAUUUGACUGCGAAUUCUAAGAAUUAGCGGGGAUAAAAGUGAUCAGUUAACAAAUCGAAAAUCCCGGCUAGUUAACGUGGUACUACUGUAUUUAGUGGUUGUUCGUUGUUCCUCGUUUAUUUUUGAAACGUUGGUAUCCCUUGUUUUCGCUGAAUCAGCGAGCGUUUAUAGUUGCCGGCCUGUCGUUUGACUAAAAUGUCUGACGCUUUUCUCACUGUAGCUCCGUUUAAUUUGGAUGAACACAGGAACAGAUUAAUAAAAUUAAAAACGUUCGUGGAAUUAAAUAAUCAAGCAUACGACGUUAAUAAUAUCUUAUCGUUUUUAUCAUCAACAACAUGUAUCCGCUGGUUACUUAGCACUCAAGAUGAAAAUCUGAUAUACAUUAGGCAUAAAAAGUAAAACUUUUAUUGAUGCUUCUAAUACUAAUUUAAAGAAUAAUCGUAUGCAUGAUAAAAUCUAUCAUUGUCAAUGACAAAUAAAUGUAAUCAAUUUUCAAGAAGAAGAACCCUAAAGGAAAAGUAUUAACACAAUGUCACAGUCAGAAGAUGCUUAUGCCCCAGAGGAACCAACACCAGAUAUUCCAAUGUCUUUGCUUGAUAUACAAAUGCCAGAAACACCAGAUAGUACAAAGGGCCAAACUAGUGAUGGAGAUACAUCUAGAUUAGAGAGUCCUAAAAUACUCAAGCCUGUUUUAGGAAAAUUAAAAGCUAAAAAAAGAUUAAUGGCAUUUGCCAAUAAAUUUAAUGUGCCAUCAAAAAUUCAAAAUAAGUCCAAUCUGCUUCAAGCACAUUCUACCAAAAUUUCUAAAUCUAAAAGUAUAUCAAGUGAUAAUGGAAAGUCUUCAAAAAAUGAUUCAGUCGUGAGUGUUAACUCAGAUUCUGUACAAUAUCAUAAUCGUCAUUCAAGUGGUGGUAAAUCAAAAAAGAAAACAGCUAGCUUAGAAGAAGAAACUUAUGCAAAUAGAAAUGGACAAAAUUUAUUAGAAAAUGAAAAGAUUGUGAGAGAAAGAAAUAGACAAGAUGAUGUUAAUGUUUCUUAUAAAAGUGCUUCAAAAUCUACAAUAGAAAAUAAAUAUUCAGGAAGAAGACGUUAUGGAAGGGAAGAACGAAGGGAUAACACGAAUAGAGAGUCAAAAGAAGAUUACAACGGUAGCAAAGAACGAUACUAUAAAGUCUCACGCAAUAAAGAACAACGUAGAAAAGAUAAAGGUAGAAAAAUUGAUAAAGAUAAACGAGAGGAUAGUAAUAAGUAUGAAGAGAAUCGAGAUAAGAGAGAUGAAGAAAGAGAUAAAAAAAAUAGUGAUAAAUGGGAAGAUGUACGAGAAAAGAAAGGAAUAAAAGAAAAAAGGGAGAGUUUUAAAGAAAAGAGAAAUGAUUCACAAGAAAAAAUUUCUGAAAUCAAAGAGAGAAAAGAAAAAGAGAGAGAUAAAGGAAAAGAGAAAGACAUAAUGAAUUCUUCCUCGUGGGUGGAGUUAAAAAAGUGUGGUAUAACAAUAGAUGAUAUCAUCGAGACUAGAAGAUACGAUCAUUCGGAACGAACAUCAAAAAACAGAACAGCCGAAGAUUACUUACGUCACUUCGAGCAAAUGUUAAUGAUGAGCGAUUGUCGUUUAAAACGUUAUGCUUUUAUUGCCGAAGGACUUGAAGGUCCUAAAGAGUAUCCUCCUGAAUCGAUAAAAGUAACUAAACGAGGAAGGCCUCAAUUAUUUUAUUCUGAAAAUCCCCGUAUGUCUCUUUUUAUGAGCCAUCAACAAAUUCUUCAAACAAUUACCAUCGAUUAUCGUGAGAAGAUGCGGAAUAUAUGCGAGGGAGAUUAUACACGAAAUGAUAUAGAAGAAACGGAAAAGCCUCAACACACACGUAAUUGGUAUCCAAAGACAGGCAUAUGUAAAUCCGGCGAAAACACUAAGUGGCAUGUACCAAUUAACGUACAACUGCCAAGAUCAAAAUGGGAUAGUGAAGAUGAAGAUAAGUUAUCUGAUACUGAGAAACAACAAGAAAAUGAAGUGAUAUUAAGCAAUGUUGUUUCGGAACAAGAACCCGAAGAAUUUUCUCCAAGAUUAAAUACAAUAGAGGAAGACGUUAAUAAAGACAAGGAAAUAAUCAACGAAGAUGAGACUUCUAGCAUCAAAAAAAUAGAUGACAAUAGACAACCAUCUCCUUUGUUACAGUCUGCAGGCAACGAAAAAUUAGCAUCAGAGUAUGAACAAUUCAUGAAGAUGGUUUGCAAUGACAUUCCAAUAUCGAAAGAGUUCUCUCCAAAACUAAACAAACCUGCCUCGACAUUAAGUUAUCAUGAGUUUAACAUAGAAACUAAUUUGCCGAAUGACAAUAAUUUCUCAUUUGUGGAGCAUAAUAUAUCUGGAAAAUUGGAUGAGAGUGAGAGUUCAAAUAAAAUCGAGGAAAAAUUCAAAGCUAAUGAAAAUCGACAGAAUUUGGAGAAAGUUUCGAAAGUCGAGGAUGAUCAAGCAGUAUCGUCAAGCAGUUCUCAUAUUCAGGCUCAAAAAUCUGUAACAGCUGACAGUAAAACUAUACGUGAUAAAACUGAAUCGGAAGAUUCUAAAUCAAUACCUAGCGAUUGGGAAAACGUUCGAAUUAAAGUAGAACGUAUGAGCGACGAAAAUUCUGACUCUAAGGAAACAAGAAAGAAAAAGAGGCGGAAGAAGACAACCUCUAGUAGCAGUGAGUCAUCUAGUUCAUCAAGUUCCUCUGACUCCGAAGAAGAAACAAGGAAAAAGAGAAAACGGAAAAUAUCGAACGAUUCAGACUCUUUGUCGGAUUCAGAUAGUAGCGAUACUAGCACUAGUAGCAGCGAUUCUUCCAGUUCUGACGAUAAGCGAAAGAAAAGAAAAAAGAAAAAACGGAAAGCUGAAAAAAGAAAGAAAAAAGCGAAACGAAUAGCAAAGACGAAGAAGAAAAGAAGAAAAAUCAGUUCUAAUUCUAGCAGUAGUGAUUCGUCUCAAGAUCGGAAGAAAAAAAGGAUAGUAACUAAGAAGUCUAAACAAAAGAAAGAAUCUAGCAAUAAACAAGAUAACAGAGAAGAUAUAGUAAAAACGAUACAAAAAUCACCUUUGGAAUCAUCUUCAUUGGAAAAUGCAAAGCUAAUACGUUCGCAAGUUCCAUUAAAGAAAAUUAAAGAGGAAGUGAAAAUCGAAAAUAGAAAACGAACCACAGAUAAACAUGAUGUCUGGAGUAAAGAACAGGAUAUGGUCAGAAAGGUGAUUUCUGAUAGCGAUAUUCGCAGCAAAACUCACAAAGAUGAGGUAAAAAGAAACAAAGUUGAAGAACGAUACUUGGAAGAAUGGGAAAUGGACCCUAUGAUCAUACCACAGAAAGGAGAAAAACUAACAAAAAGUAAUGUUGAAAAAGUAGAAAAUACUAACGUAGAAAACAUUCGGAAGAUAGAGGGAAAGGAUGAGCGAACUAAAAAGGAUGAAAAAAGCAAACAUGACGAACAUUUUAAAGACAAAUGUUCAAGCAUUAGCAAGGAGAUUAUCCCGGGAAGUUUGAAGAUAGAAGAAGAUAUUGACGGAAAGAAAAAAAGGAAAAGAGAUAAAGAAAAAAAGAGCAGUAGUGAAUUUUUAGCUGAAUGGGAAAAGGAAAGCGAGCGCAUAUCUCAGCAAAUAAUGCAAGACGAAAUGAAGCUGUCUAAGAAGUUAGAUAAACAGAAAAAGGAAAAAUGGGGAGAAACUGAAUUUGAUACUCUGAAUGUUCCAUCAUUAACACAACUUGAAAGGGAAGUAAGUAGUAGACAAUUAUUAGCCGACGAAUGGGAAGUUGAUAGUUUGGAAGCUGUGCCUGAUUUAAUGAUUAAUAAAAAGAAAACCUCACGCACUUCAAAAAAAUUAGAAAAAGAGGUUCGAUAUGAUAAGAAAACAGAUAUGUAUAUUACUAUAGAAAAGGAAACUUUAAAGGAGUGUAAGAAAAGACAAGAUAGAUUGUCUGCAAUGAGAAUUUGGGAGGAAGAACAAGAGGAAGGAGAGAAAGAAGCUAUGAUGCUUCUGGAACAAAAGAACAAGAGAAAAAGGGAUGAUUGGGACAUUGAAGAGGAAUCAUUCUUACGAGAAAAAAGUGACAGGAAAGAAAGCAUAGAAGAUAACAUUGCUAUGAUCGAUAGCAUUCAUAAGGAAGUAAAUAUAGUUAAUAAAAAUGUAGAUACAUCUAUGAAACAUGAUGUUAUUACUAGAAAAAAGGGCAAGAAAAGUCGUUGGGACAUGGCGUCACAAUCUGAGGAAAAGAUAGAAUUCAAAGCUCCUGUUAUGUGGGAAGAAGAGUGUACAGAAUGGACCAAAGGGAAUAAAUUUGAUCACAAUAUUGAGAGAGUAUCUUUGGAACAUUGUGAUUCGAUAUUACCUAAUACGAAAAUAAGAGAUGAAAAUGUUUGUAUGAUUGAACAACAAUUGAGAAAGUCUACAACCAAAAAUUUAACAAGUUCGGAUAUCAUUGAUUUGUUCCCUAGAAAAUCUCAGGAUAUAGAUUUGUUAGAAUCAUCCUGGACUGCAGAAGAGCAUACUAGAAGCAAAUCGCGAAUAAGAAGUUUGAAUAGUUCCCAGAAAGAUGUGUACUUUGACAAAACGAAGGAACUGACUCCUUCGAAAGAACAAUUAAAAGACAUUUUCGAAAUGGAUAUGAAACUGGCGAAAAAAAAUACGGAACUGUAUAGUCCCAGUUCUCCAGCAGGCUCUCAAAAGUCUGAGGAUAUGGAAGUUUUCAAAAAUAAUCAUACAAAUUCCUUGAAUCUUGAGGAAAAUUUCUUACACGAUAAACCAAAGAAUGAAACUGUGGUUAAGUCUGAUGAUGAAUCAGUUCCUAAUAUACCUCUUCAAAUAAAGUAUUGCGAUGGUAAGUAUGCGAAGUCAGUAAUAAAGGAAGAGUUUGAAGAGAUUCUAGGAGUAAAGAAGACAGAGGAUCAGACUCUCCGAACGAAGUUCGAUAUGAAAGCAUCUGAGAAUUCACCUGAACUUUCAAUCAAAGAACCAUAUCCAGACAUGAAUUAUAAAUCAUUACGAAUGGAUAUAUUUACAGGGUAUGAAUCCGAUGAAUUACGUGGAAAAUUAAUUAAUAAAAGUUCGGAGACAGUAUCUUCGUCUGCCAGUACAAAAGGAACAGAGGAGACAAAUGAGGGGAAAGCAGCACUCAAAUUAAUCCCUAAACAGCUGUUAGUCCGACGAAACAAUGAACGCGUGAAAACAAAAUUAAUUUCAGACGAUCCCAUGCAACACGCCGCGGCACUGUUGACCAUCCAGAAGAAACUUCGAGAAUCGCAUGCUGUGAAAAACGACAUAAAAGAUGCACCUUGCGAGGAGCCUUCUGCUGCAUUUAAGAUUGAGUGUGAAAAAACAACUAGUAUACAUGCACCAAUUGCAGCUGAAGUUAUUCCCACGGAACAGACCACUAUUACGGAUGUUAAAGUAGACUCGAAAGAUUUGUCAAUAACAGUGAAAACCUCGAUCACCACAAAAUCAGAAUCACCAGGCGCGGUGAAGCUUGAUUUCAAUGAGUACAAGUCUGGGAAUAAAGGAACCAAACUGGAAGAACUGAAAAAGUCUAGACCACGUAAUAGUAAAGAUAUUAGUGAUAUAGAAUGUCGGAUAAGAUCGCCAGGCGGAGAACAGAAAAAGAAAAGUCCCAGUAGGAAGGAGAAUAGAGAAGAUAAACGAAUUAGCGAUCGCAAUAAAGAAAAAAGAGAUAAGAAAUUUGACGAAAAAGAAAGAGGAGAUAGGAGAGACAAUAGGGGUUUGAAACUGGAAUACAAUGAAAGCAGAAGGAGAUCCAGCCCUUCUGGUAGCCGCAGUAAAAAAAGCAUUUGUUGGGAACGUGAAGGAAGUCGUAGCGAGAGCCAUAGUCGUAGUUGGAGCAGAAGUAGAAGCAAAAGUCCAAAAAGAAAGGAUGAGUUGUUUGCAAGCUCUAGUAAAGAAAAACGAUUAAGUAGAAUCGAUGAAGACAGAUGUAGCAGAUCUAGAAUAGAUGAUAGAAGAGAACGACCUAAGCAUGGAACUACCAAAGGAGAUCGAGAUGAGUGGAAUAGAAGGAAAUACGAUUUUAUGGAAAGAGAAAAGGAAAGUAGAUCGUACGAAGCAAUAGAAGUACUAAGAGAAAGAAACGUGGAUUUUGAUAAACACAGGGAGAGUAGAUUUCGCGAGGAUGAAGCGGAUCGAUUACUAUGGCCGUACGAGGCAGAGAAUAUGCUUCGAGAUGGAAAUGAGUCCUUAGAUUCCUAUCCCAAUAGCCAAGAUUUAGAUCUUGAUUAUGAAGAAAAAUCUUACUACAGAGAUGACAAUAUUGAAAGGGAUAUUAUGGAAGGCCCUUUUCGUCCCUCAUCAAAGUUCAAACAUAGAAAAAGUAGGCCCGCUGCAAAAAGAAACAGACAAUGGGAGAAAGAAAGAGAACCAUUGGAUCUAGACAGACAUGGGCACGUUCGAAGAACAGAAAAAUUACUCCCAUCUAGAGGUUGUUCUCCACCACGAUCACGAAGAUCACCUCGUAGAUCAUCACACGAGCAUUUUAGACACGAAUCUAGAUCGCGGUCGAAGUCGUGGUCAAGAUCGAGAUCUAGAUCUAGAUCUAGAUCUAGAUCUCGAUCAACCUCCAGAUCUCGGUCAAUGAUGCGUUCAAGAUCAAGAUCCAGAUCUGGAUCUCGAUCGAGGACUAGGUCUACCUCAGGAUCCAGAAUGAGAACUCCGGAUCAUUUUCGAAUGACGGAACGAUUACGAUCAUCCAGAUCACCUUCUAUGGGACGAGGUAGAAUCAGCGAAAGUUCAAGGGAAAGGAAGGAUGAACACGAUAGUAUGAAACUAGAUAGCUACAUCGAAAGAGGUAGACGAAUAGAGACGAUCGUGCAGUCCGUAUCUGGACUAUCUAGGGACUCGACCGUCUUAGAUUCGGAAAUGCACAUCGGUGACAAUAUGGAGACGAUUGCAGCAGGUUUCCAAUAUUCGGCUGAAAACGAAGUUGGAAAUGAAUAUUAUUAUACAGAGAAUAACUUGACUUAUCCACCGUGCAUUGAUGACUCGACGGCGAGUUCUCCGAAACGUUUAUCCCUCGAUGAUAGACUGGAACUUGAGUUAGGGAUUAAGAAGCAACAGAAUGGAACAGCAGUGUCGAAUGAUUAUGGAGAAAGCUUUAAUUCGAACGUAUGUUACCCAUCAUCGCCUCAGCAACAGCAGCAGCAACUGCUUUACCGUCAACAACCUACCGUUUUACAAGUGGGCAAUGUGUUGCAAGUGGUACCUGCAGAUUUUAAUGGAGUUCCAGCAACACACAGAGAACCGACCAAUUCCUCAUCAACACCGAUUGUACGGGGAUCCAGCCAAGUAGUUCGCGUAGGUAAUGUACUUCAAGUUGUACCAACGUCAUUGGACUGGAGUGGUGGACAGCCUUCUUCGGUCGAUCAAUCAGGGAUGAUAUAUUCUACUACAGUCCCUCAAUCUUCUCCAGUUUCCUCAGUCCCUAUGUCUGUACCUGUUCCAGUUCCUGUCCCCAUGCCUGUACCGGCCGUUCCAUCUGCUGUGAAUUCAUCGACACCAGUUUCUACUUUAUCCCCACUGCCUCUCUCCGUUCCUGUUCCUGUCCCUGGUCCUGUUCCACUUCCUGUAACACAAACAACGUUCUCCAGAACCGAAGUAACACCGCAGAGAGUGCCCGUUCUGCCAGUCUAUAAUUACGAAGUUAUUUUAGAAACUCGCAGAAAAGAACGGGAGGAGCGUAAACGAUUGCGUGAGAUUAAAAGAAAGGAAAAAGAACGUAGGCGAAUCGAAAGAAUUAACCGGCGUGCUCUGCAAUUGUUGGAAAAGAACAAUAUGCGUCAGUCAGAAAGUACGAAUCAGCAGAAAAGUUCAGCCUUGGAUCCGUCUGUUUUGAAAGCUCUUCGAGAAAGUGAAGAGCAAUGUGAUGUGGAGGAACAGCAAACUUCUACUACUGUUUUUGAAAAGGAAGAAGAAAUGACGCCGGUAGUCACGUCUUCUGCUUCUACAGAAGAGGAAGAAGUACCCGUUGAAGAGGACGAGGAAGAAGAAGAGGAGGAGGAGGCUGAAGUCGAAGAUGAUGAAGAAGAAGAAGAAGAGGCAGAGGAUGACGAGGAGGAAGAAGAAGAGGACGAUGAAAAAUCACGGUUAAAUAAAUUGAAAAACGAAGUUGAUGAAGCUACUGCAACAACACCGAUGGAUGAAACGAAUAAAAUCCAAAUCGAAACGGAGUCUAAAGGAUGGCCGGAAUUACUCCCACCGCCCUUGAAAGGAAUUUUAGUCGCAUCAGGUUUCAGAAGGACGUCAGUUCCCAAUGGCAAUUUGGAUGACCUAUCUACUCCCGAAAAUGAUAGUGGAGACAAUACGGAUAAAGAAGGUACGGAAGUAGAUAAAAAUGAAUCGAAUAAAGAUGAAACUGGUGAGAACAAGCCAAGCAAGUUGAAGAUUCAAACGAAGAAAACAAAACUGACGAAGCAAAGUAAACGAAAACAAAGGAGUAAAAAAUCUGUGCAAUUCGCGGAUGGAAUUAAACCUGGGGAAGGUACUAGUCCUAGUGGUGGUGAAGGAGAUAUGCCUUCUCCUCCACCGCCUAUAUCUGUUGCUCGGAGUGCAGUACGUGACGUUCGAAGAUCCAGUUCCAGGAAGAGUAGAAAACAAGAGAAAAGAACACGACCUCCAAAAGCAAAGAAAAAAGUGAAGGUGAAGAUCAUAAAAUUAAAGAAACCCCGAGUCACUCCAUUGACAGCAAUGAUGAUGGAUGAUUCGGAUGAACUAGAUGAUCGUUCUCCGCCACCACCACCUCCAGGAUCACCUCCACCACCACACCUUUGGCCGAGUUAUCUUUCCGCUUACAACCGUACUAGCGAAGCUCAAUCAACAGCUACAGUUUCAAGCACUGUUCAAGCUCCUCCACCACCUACUCCGCUGCCUCUUUUAGUUCCUCCUCCUCCUUUGAAUUAUACGAUACAACCUUGCAGUAAGGCGUAAAGAUUUUUUGUAUUUUAGGUGACAUUAUUCUAUGAUAAAAUGUAACAAUCGUAGACGUUAAGCUUGUAAAAUGAACGACAUAUAAACAUUUAUUUCUCUAUGGAGACAAAGAGCGUGGCCUUGAUAUAAAGGCUUUAUGAGAUCGUUGAAAUUUCUUCGCAGGACUUAGACGCAAAACAAAUGUAUUAUUGUUAGUAAAUUCAUCGACUGUUCGCUUUUUGUAAAUAGCUUCAUUCUUCGUGACAUUAAUUAAUUAAUCGCCGUUGGAAUGAAGAGAAUUCGUGUACGACUAGUGUUUUAUUGCGUCCACGUCUCUGCAAAUUCGCGUUGCGUUUAUAUAUUUUUCGAUACGAAGAAGGAAACAGCCGAGGAAAAAGAAGAAAGAGAUACAAUGGAAAAUUAUAACGCAUUACGAGUGUAAUUUACCUAAAAAAAUUUGAAGAAUCGAUUGUUAACAAUUAUAUUGUUGAUGAUGUAACAUACCCGUAAGACAAAUGAAUUUAUUAUUGUAUAUUUUAUUUCUGUAAUUUAUCGAUUAUGUUUUAUUUAGGUUUUAACGGAAGAAAAGGGUCUGUUUUAACGAAAGAAAAGGAUGCAAUUUAUUCUUUUUUUUUUCUUUGGUCUUUUUUUCAUUUUAUUAUUCACUCAUUUUACUGAUGAGAUUGAAAUUUGUAUAUACGUGGGGAAAUAUACAUGAUUAACCCAAAUUUCAUAUUAAUUAAUGAAUAAGGCAAAUAAACAAGAAAAUGAAGUUGAGCUUCAUCAAAUAACUUUCUCUGAAUUUUUAACAUUUGGUGUACAUGUUUUGAUCAAUCAUUGUUUAAUGUGUGAAUAUUGUGAUUUUUUUUUAACAAGUGCCGCGAACAAACUUUCCUUUUUUGCACCGAACUUUCUUAUCUAUAAUAUGGUGAUGUUAAAUCUUAUCUGUAAUAGAAACGUUAACUGCCCGUAAUAUCUGAAUUAUCACGAUAACUUUUUGAGAAGUAUCGAUUUGUAUUAAAUAAACAUAAUUCUUUUAAUAAGGUUUGUGCGUUCAUUUCAAAGUACGAAGCACGUAUUGACUGUAGUCAUAAUAGUUCUAUAAAUGGUGUAUGUAGUGAGAAAAAUUUAUUCAACAGAUAAGAGUUACAGUUUUUUUUAGCACUUAAAGUAUACUGAUACUCGUGGUAAGUUCUUCGACGAUCAACAACAUAUUGAAGUGUUUUCCACUACAGUUUUUGAAGAGGAAAAAUUUGUAACAUCUGCAAAAGAAAAAAAUGAAAGUAGCCAUAGUUGGAGGUGGAAUAAUUGGUUUAACUACAGCCUUACAGUUAAAUCGUGAAUUACGUAAUGCUGAAGUCACUGUUUUCGCUUCUGACUUUAAUGAUACUGUCAGUCAUGUGGCUGCUGGAUUAUUUAGAGUUGGUUCGUCAUAUUCUGGACCAACCGAGGAAAUAACAAGAAAUUGGCUACGAGACUCGUAUGCAUAUUACGAUGAUAUUCGAAAGUCUCACGAAGCUUCUUCCGCUGGUGUAACUGGUAUUUCCGGUUAUAUGUUCGCAAAUUCUUCUCCGGAAACUGUAAAGAGUCAUUGGAUGGAAGAUUUGGUACCAAUAUACAGAAGAGUUACGGAUGAAGAAUUUCAAUUAGUUGAAGGUAACUGGAAAUACGGGUCAUUUUUUAGCACUCUCCUCACAGAAUGCAAACUACAUCUGCCAUGGGCACGCAAGAAAUUAGAAGAAAAUGGUACCAAAUUAAUUGUAAAAAAGUUAGAUUCUCUAAGGGAACUUGUAUUCGAUUGGGAUUUAAUCAUAAAUUGUACAGGUCUCGGUGCACGAUAUUUAUGUAAUGAUAGAUAUCUUGUUCCUAUGCGUGGCCAAGUAUUCAAAGUAAAGGCACCAUGGUUGAAAACAUUCUUUUAUGGCGAGAUAGACACUUACAUUAUACCCGGUUUUAAUGGUGUAGUCACUCUGGGUGGUUCAAGAUAUUUUGGUUCUGAAAAUACGAAACUUUGUCCGUAUGAAUCUAAAGCGAUCCGCGAGAGAUGCGAAAACUUACUCCCAGGUCUCAACAAAGCGGAACUUGUAAAAGAAGAAGUUGGCUUGAGACCACACAGAGAAAACAACGUGAGAGUGGAAGUUGAACAUAUCAUAAAUGGGCUUUCUAAAGCUAUUCUAGUGCAUAAUUACGGACAUGGAGGUUACGGAGUGUGUACAGCACCUGGAACUGCUAAGUAUGCUGUUCAAUUAGCAAAAGAGAUGCACAAAUCCUCUACUGCAAAAUUAUGAAAGAUUAAUAUUGUUUUAAUUUAAUAUUAAUGGCCUAUUAAUCUAAUUAUAUCCAUAGAAAUUUUACAACAAUUGCUCACAAAUAUACAGUUUAUUAACGAAUUUACAUAAGAAAAUCGUUAAUACGGGCUAAUACUGCGUGGUAAUCUUUUUCUUUCUUUCGUUUUACGCGCAACACAAUAUACUUGUAUCUUCAGAUUGUAUUUACGCAUCAUGGAACUGAUUCUCGAACGAAAUCUCGAACGAAAAUAAAGUGGUUCUUUCAUUAUCAAUAUACAUUUUGGAUCACGAUAAUUUCUCUUUUUGUAAUGUACUGCCAAAGAAAUUAUAUAAAGGAUGUUAUUUAUCUUAAACGUCUUAAACUUCUUUACGCUCCGGAAAAUUAGCGAAGUUCUACAAAUCAACGUAUUCAUCCGUAUUAUCUUCUGAUCAAGAGAUCAUACGUACUUACAAUGCAUAUUGAUGGAAACUGUAAUGCAUCGCAAAAAAGUUGUUCAAACUUGCAAGGAUCGUUACAACUAUCGCUUUUACAAGUGCUUUGUCAAGUGUUUGCUAAACACAUUAAAUCGUGAUGAUAAAAAUCAUUGAAUUCCGAUUUGCUUUCUGCUACUUUUUGCCAGGCUUUACAUUUUUUCGUGGGGGAGCACCCCAUCUAAGUGCACUACUGUCCACUGUUAAACGUGGUCUCUUAUACUGACUACUUUUAAUGUGUUCUUCGACUAACUUAGGUGUUACGCAGAUUACGUGUUGUCCCUUCCAGUAUUUUACCAUGUUCAUACUUUGCAGUGUCGAUAUAAUAUCUGUUUGUGAUAUACUUGUCAUUUGACUAUCUUUAAUGCUAAGAGUACCCCGGAAAUCUCGCAGAAUUUCUAAAAGUAUCCAACUCCAAUAACUUCUAUAUGAUAAUUUUCCUAGGUCACUCAAUGGUUUCUCAGGACUACCAACAGUUUGUUCUAUUCUACUUAAUUCAUAACUAAAAGCGAUUAGUAGUUUUCCAUAUCCUUGCCUUUGAAACGGUGGUAAAGUUAAAAUACAAGCAACAUUGUUGCCAUCAGGUGAUUCCUUUUCCUAAAAAAUAACCAACUAAAUGAGCUCCAUGUUUGUCAACCUCACAAAGAAUAUAAAAAAGGAAUGGUUCUACAUCAAAGUAAAGUGUUUUAUGAUCUAAAAAUAAUUUUGCGAGUAAGCAUAAAUUUUGACAAUAAAUUUUAUGCUCUCUACCAUCGACUUCCCAAAUGCUCAAUGUGCCUUUACGAUAUAUUUCUUUUCCAACUGGUUGUCUAUGCGUGCAUUCACUCAUGUGAUAUCUGUAAGUUUUUUCAAGGCGCAUAUAUUUAAGACAAUAUUCACAAAUCCACAGCUUUGGUUGUUUCCCAUAUUCUUCUGGAUAUGGACUAAAAUACCAGGUAUCAAUUUCAUACUUUCCUAUAUACCUUUUGAAUAUGAUUAAUUUCAUCAUGUCUCCUUUUUUGAUUUCUUGUAAUUUUACGAUCAGAAGAAUCUGCCAACAAGUCAGUACCAGAGUUUCUGUCUCCACUUUUCCAACUUCUAUCGCUCAUGUCAAAUCUGCUUGACAUGAUUCUAUCUCUAGGCACCCAUUCAUCCAAUCUUCUGUUAUGUCCUUCGUAAUGUACAUAAUAUUCAUAGUGACUUUCACUCUCAUUAUAUCGAGUCUGAAUAAUCUCUGCCGGAUGCCAAGAUUCGUCGGAUCUGCGAACGAGAUAGUGUUCGCCUAUAUCGAGUGGCAAUUCUUCGAGACUGUCCGCGUCAUCGCCAGAUCCCUUCCCGCCAUUCGUCAAUGUGUUCUCACGCUUUUCUUGCUUCACCAUCGUUUCUUUCGGUCCUACGAUGCAGUUCUCUUUAUUCCUUUGUUCCGGCUCGGCCAUUUUCCGUACGGAAAAUCACUAAUCGUUGAAACGAUGCGCGCCGCUGUGAAAGAAUCGAAAAUAGAUGAACAUUGCACUCGCUGAUGCAACGCAACCAAUACGGCCAUGAAGUCCUCCGCAACCAUGUUACGUAUAUAUGUAUGUGAAUACGUUUGCAUACACAUAUGUGCGAAAGUAACUAUAUACGUUUCAUUCGACGAAUCGAGUCAAGAAGAGGUAAAUAAAACCAUGUGAUCAAAAUCUAGGGGAAAAUCAUCUUAAGUAUUUGAAAUUAUACCAGAAUAGAAUACAUCCAAUGAAAACGAGCGAAAUGAAACAACGUGAUUGAUUUGAAAUUAUAAAUGGCGCGCAGAAAGAACUCAAUGCCCAUUACAUCAUGACUGCUUCCGUCUAUAGUGAAUUAUGCAGUGCUUUGUAAAUAUCGAUUUUUAUUCGAAAUAAGGAUGAUCCGAACAGAAUUUAUCUGUAUUCUUCCAAUUUUUGUAUGGUCAAAUCAAUUUCGCAAUCGAAUAGUCGAGCAUUGUACAAUUAUCCAUACUAUUUAACGAGAAAAACAAAAUUAUGACAAAGGUUUUUCGCAUUUUAUAAUAGAGAACUGAUUUACUUAUUGGUCUUAAGAUUACCAAUGCUAUCAAAUAUCAGAAAUCUUAGAAAUGUUACGACGAAACAGAUUAAAAAACAAAGCCAUCGCAAUUGCUUUGCUGGUGUUGGCUGCUGUAAUUUACAAUGAGUUUUCAGUGUAUGAUAUACAAAAGUUAAAGUGGUCAGUACAAGAAUGUUCAGAAUGCGUCAAGGUGCUGAUUGUUGCUGACCCUCAGAUAUUAGGUGAAAAGAAUGAAAAUUAUUUUGGCUCUUGGUUAGCACAAUGGGAUAGUGACAAGUACUUGGAGAAAACAUUUUCUAGAGCCUUAGACCAUUCUGAUCCUCAUGUUGUUGUAUUUCUUGGAGACCUUAUGGAUGAAGGACAUAUUGCUAGUACAGAAAGUUUUAAAUCUUAUAAAAGAAGAUUAGAUUCUAUCUUUCAAAUGCCUGACCAUAUAAUGAAAAUUUAUCUACCAGGAGAUAAUGACAUUGGAGGUGAAGAGGAUGCAGUUUCAUCCAAUAUUAAUAAUAGAUUUAGUUUUGCAUAUAGUCAACCAGAUACUUUAGUUUAUAAGACAGUAACAUUUUUCAAGGUGAAUAGAUUAACACAUACAAUGCCAGAAGCACCAAAAGAUGCCUUCCUUAAUGAUUAUGCAGAAAGAAACACAACAAAUGUAGUACUUAGUCAUAUGCCUUUAUUAUUUAUGCCUGGCACCUUCGUCCAAAAUGUACUGAAAGAAUUAUCUCCCCAAAUUAUUUUUACUGCACACAAACAUAAGGCCAUGCAUAUCAGUUUAGAUACAGCAACAGACCAAUUAAGUGAAAUUUGGGUUUUACCUCCCUACGAAACUCCGUUAUAUCGAUUAAGAAUGGACGUAGGUGAUAUUCACGAGUUGCAAAUACCCACUUGUUCGUACAGAAUGGGUACUCCGCAUACGGGUUAUGGACUUGUUUAUAUCGAUACACAAGAGAAAGUGAUAGAAUUUACAAUUUUAUGGCUCCCAGGAAGAUUUUCUCAAUUAUGGCUUUACGUUUUCGUUGGAAUAUUUAUUUUAGCUUUUAGUAUUUGCACGUGUAUUUCCAGUUAUUGCAUAAAAGGCCAUGCAGCAUAUAAUCGUAUGUCCUCAAUAUAAGGCAAUAUGUAAUCAAAAAUACACAAAAAAUACUUAAAUAUUAAAUAAAAUCUGACAACUUGACAUUAGAAGUAAGGUAUAAAGAUCCGUCCACUGUAAGUGAUUCUGUGUCAAGCUUCAAAUGGAAAAAGAAUAAUGCGAUAGUAAUUAGACGCUCCGUAAGGAAAAUUUACUUAUUAUCAAACAUAAGCGAUAUAAUUCUUAGAACAUGUUCCUAACGACUUAAUAUGGUUGACACUUAACAUGAAUAACUUCAUUUAUUAAUGACUUACAUAAAUCAACUAUUUAAUUUUAUUUUUAAAAAUAUUCUAACACGAUGCUAUAUUUAUUUGUUUUUCAUUAAAAUAAGUUCGUAAUUGUUAAUAAGGCUGAAGUAAUGUAGUUUUCCUAUAGCAUAUAUGAAUUUUUUUAAAUUUGUAAUAGUAUAGUACUAAGUAUGUACUAAGCAUAGUACUAGAAUGUAUAUAAAAUGAACGCAGAAAUAUCAUCUAUAUUGAAAGUCAUCUAUAUUUCUCUUGUUCGAAUAAAUUGAAAGAGAUUAUAAUCGUUAUAUUGACAUAGCGUGACAUUGUUAAUUUUUUUAGAAGAGACGGUUUAUAUUUGUGUGUGAAAAUGUAUAUACGUUUGCCUAAAAUAAAUAUAGUAUGUUAAAUUAAUAUAGUAUGUUAAAUUUUGACUCAUUUUCUAUGUUAAUUAUGCCCAGUUCAUAUAACUAUGAUAUAAAAAGAAUUUAUUAAUUUUCUCUAAAUAGAAAAGAACAUAUUUUCUCAAUAUAGAGAUAAUAUGUUAUGUUAUAUUUCUUGAAUCUUUGAUCGGUCUUUCAAAAAAUACCGCCAAAAUAUUUGAAAUAUAAAAUAAAUCGUCCAAUCAUUGUCUAGCAUGCGCAAAACGUAAAGGUCGCGCAUAUAUUAAACGACAAACAUCGCAUGCUGGUUCGGUUUUGCGUUAUGUUUGAAAAAAAUUACUCAGUGAAAAAGUUAAUAAAUUAGACUCGUUUAUAUAUAUAAUUUAUAUUUUUUUAUUUUAUACGAUGGGAAAACGAAAGGCCACUGAUAAUAUAGGAAAUCCAAAUCAAGAUCUAUGUGAUUUUCUUAUAGAUUUAGCAAAUUAUGAACGAAAUGUUAGCAAAAAUAUUUACAAAUACAAUGCCUAUCGCAAAGCAGCAGCUACUUUAAGUGGAUUGCCAGAAAGAGUAAAAAAUGGUCAAGAAGCAAAAAAAUUACCAGGAAUCGGAGAAAAAAUUGCUAAAAAAAUUGAUGAAUUUCUUAGUACUGGAAAGUUACAAAAGUUGGAAGAUAUUAAAAAGGAUGAAAGCAAUGUUGCAAUUAAUUUGUUAACUCGUGUAUCUGGUAUUGGACCCGCAAAAGCCAAAGAAUUAGUAACUAAAGGAAUUAAAACUUUAGAAGAUUUGAAGAAGCAUCAAGAUAAAUUAAAUCAUCAUCAGAAAAUUGGCCUCAAAUAUUUUGAAGAUUUUGAGAAAAGGAUUCCCAGAAAAGAGAUUGAGAAAAUUGAAAAAAUUAUAAAAAAUUCUAUUGCAAAGUUGAGUGAAAAAUAUAUUGUAACUAUAUGUGGAAGUUACAGACGUGGAAAGAAGGAAAGUGGAGAUAUUGAUGUUCUAUUAACACAUCCUACAUAUACGUCCAAAGAAAAAGAAUCAAAGAAAAAAAUUUCACUGUUAAAAGAUAUUGUAGAAUGUCUUGAGAGAAAAAAAUUGAUUGUAGAUACAAUAUCACUUGGAUCAACAAAGUUCAUGGGUGUCUGUCAAGUACCCAGCAAUACUGAAAAACCAUUUAGAAGACUCGAUAUCAGACUUAUACCUUAUGAUCAGUAUUACUGUGGUGUACUUUAUUUUACUGGGAAUGAUCUUUUCAAUAAGAAUAUGAGAGCGCAUGCUUUGGAAAAGAACUAUACUUUGAAUGAAUACACGUUAAAGCGUCUAACACCUGAAGGAACUCCAGGAGAGGCAGAAAAAAUCACUUGUGAAGAAGAUAUUUUCCAAAUUUUAGGAUUGCCAUAUAAGGAACCAAAAGACCGAAAUUCAUAAGCAGUAAUAUAUAUCGUAGAAGAAGAAUUAUAUGUUGGUUAUUUAUAUAUUUUUAUUAUCUAUCAAGUAAAUUAUUAAAAACAUAAUUAAAAUAAUAAAACAAAAAUUUAUUUAUUAUCUUUAUUUAUAAAAAUUAAAUACAACACUUAAAAUAUUUAAAGCUAAAAUAAUUAUUUUCCUUAUUUGUUAAUCAGUGUUAAUAAUAUCAAAUGCAAAUGUCAUUUAUUCUCUUCUU
Heterotrigona itama is the source of this 17164-nucleotide messenger RNA. Lineage: Eukaryota; Metazoa; Arthropoda; Insecta; Hymenoptera; Apidae. The record is from the annotation of a GenBank genome assembly.